GCAGGUUUUUGUGUCAUUAGAUAGAGGAAGAUUGAUAGGUUCAAAAUUGCUUCUGCUCUGAAAGAGAAAGUAGCUGCGGUACAUUUUUGAUGCUGAAGACCACGACAAGGAUGUCCUCCCAAAAAAUAUUUGUUGUUGCUGGGAGGAUUCCAAAUCCUUAAAGCAAGAGAAGUCAAGAAGCAUGACGGGCGGCGGCGGCGGCUCGACGUCGUCGAGCUCGAACUUGCGCAAGCCGGCAACGCUGCGGCCGAAGCCCUUCCGAACCGAUACAUGUCUCGAAGAGGUCGGCCGACGGACGCUAGCGCGAAUAUAUGCCGACCAGCUGGCACCAGAUAAAGAGUAUUUUUGGCUUAGUUACAAGCGUUUUCUUUCUGUAUGUAGGAAACAAUGCAUGCCGUUGACACUAGGUUGAGCAUGUUGAAUCUUGUUACUGUUCAACAUCAACAAACUUCCAUCUAAGUGCACUACGUCCUAUUUUACCAGGGUGGAGUACGUUGCGCUGUGUUCGGCGGAAAAUGUUUACAAGAUUUUUUUAGCAGUAUGGACCGGAGUAUGUCACGACCUACAAGAGCCGGGCGCGGCGCUCCACGUCCCAACUUUGGGACGGUUCAUACACACGCGCGCAGCAAGCAGCAGCUCAGGUGCCGUGGCGCCGAGCAGUUGCGAAGUCGCCUUCGAUGCGGAGAACUUUUCUGAAGACCAUGCUUUUCGUGCACCGCCACUCAUCUCGGGUCCAGUCUCCAAGUACCAAAAAUCGAAGAUACACAAGUUGCUGCCUGGUAAAGGAUAUUGCUCCCUCCUCUUUGUCUAACUAUGUAUCUAUCUACAUGAAUGAUCAUGUCGUGCUCUUGAUCGAAUCUUGAACUGCCCGAGAUUCUAAGUCUUCUGCGUGGUCUGUCUGGACCGCUUGAGGAACUGUUUCGUCUUGCCGAUAGUAGAGAGUAACCAUCUAAGUCGCACUGAGAUGAUGUUACUUGGAAGAACAUUCUUGACAGGUCUGCCGGCCGAUUUCGUGGACAUGGUACACGAGUUCGUGCUCGAUACCGUUCCCUGGGCGUGCAACACGCACGCGACGGUAUUUUUAGACCUUGCGCCAUUAGGAAAGAUAAAGUGCGACGAACAGCGACGAGUGGUUUUUGAGGCUUACGACUUUUUACAGAAGCCAAAGUUCACGAUACAAAGCUCGCUCAGCCGAAAGCUCCCAGUGUCCGCAUUCACCGCACCCGCGGCAGUCCCAGCGCCGGCAGCGGAGAAGGCGGCUUCGAUACCGGAAGAAGACGAGGAAGAAGGGUAACAUAUUUUAUUAUAUUUGAUCGAAGUUGUAGAAGACAUUUUGUUUUUGUUGAAGUAUGGCACUACAUACAUUAUUUUGUCGGAAUCUUCCUCUACGUGUUUCGUCCGUUGGCGUUAGAAGAAACACUUUUCUCACCUCCAGUUCUCCAUCGUCCCCGGGUCUGCGCCUGCGGCGAGAGGAAUUAGAGCGAGUAUUUUUAGAAGGCGGAGGCUUGCCUGGAAGAGUCCAGGAUACUCUGGACGAGGGCCGCUUCCACAAGGACGAGGCCCCUCGAAUGAAGCAAGUUGCUUCUGGGAGUUCUCAGUUCCCAGACUUGUUAGACGCUUUUUCGCGGACGCGAUGUGCGCCAGCAAGGCAGGAGCUGCAGAAAGGCGCUAUCAGCGGCAACAUAGGCAUAAAUUAUAGUCCUUUAGCGGGAUUGCUCAAGUUGGAUCCAGAAAAAAAUCCUGACAUAUCAAGUAGUAGUCUAGAAUGGCGCGUAGACCGGGCACAUAAUCUCGCGAAACACGACCUCGCGAAAAAUUUUUCCGAAAUUCACCAAAAUUUCCUGCGAAAUGACGAAAGCGUUCAAUUCUGGGAAAAGCAGCUCGGCAUAUUCAUAGAAGAAGGUAGUAUUUGCUUACAAAACCCUUCAUACAAUUUUUGAUAGAUGAUCAAGGAUCAAGUCAAAAAUACCACCCGAAUGUUCAUUACUUAGGUCAAAGAGCAUGCUCCGACUUUCGCACCAUAUGAAACAAUGACUAUGAUCAACAGGUAGCCCAAUUGCUCUUGACGUCGAGGAAGCUGGUACUUUAACACGGAAGGACUUUUUGUGCACGCUAAUGCGAUACAAGUACUACGUGGACAGCAUUCCAGACGCGACGAUUUCUCCCUACAACCAGCAAUGGCUGGAUAACACCAAGCUGCUUGUGGGGAAUUCUCUCCUUACUGCCAGCGACAAGAAACUAGUCAAGUCGCUUCAAGAUGAGCUCCUAGGAGAGUAUUACAGCGCGGUAAAGCGCGCGGUGUGCAACUACUGCCUCCUCGACGAAAGCACUAGACAGCGCACUGCGGUGCUCAUAUUUCCCCAGCUAGUGGAUCCGUGGGGAGACUGGAGAUAUAUGAAGGUAUCCUCGAUGGUUCUGUUGUUGCCAUUUUGAGGUAUGGCCUCAGUCAUGGUAGCAUUAGCAUAGUCGGUGUUGUGAUUUCUGGGGGGGCAAAUUUCGUGGGUGAGCUAUUUUUAUGUACCAGGAAGGGAGGCCCCUCUCCUGUGGAUGGAGCGGCGGCGGCGUCGGCGCGCCCUUUUUUCCGCGGUGGUGACGUGCAAGCAUUCCCGGGGGCGAAGGUCUCAAAAGGCGGAGCCGGAGCCCCCUUGCGGCUCGGGGCGUGUAGCCCACAGGCGUCCCGACUCUUGGGCCCUAUUUCGGCGUCCACGGUCGCGAGGCCUGACCCCUUUGGCCCGCAUCCCCCCAAUUGGCGGCAGCGCCAGUGGCGCUGCCGCCAAACGCCCGGGGGGUUGAGGACCAAAGGCGAGGAGGAGUGGGGGCAAGGCGUGCCCGCCUGGGUUCUGUCGGAUACAUGCAGCACGGCGAAAGGGGUCAAGCCUUGCCACCUGCUGCCCUCGGAGGCCUUCCACUUCCCAAGAAACUCCCCCAGUGAGGAGCCCGCGCGCGGGAGGUCUGUAGGCUGCAUGCAACACGGCAAGGGGGUCAAGCCUUGCCGCCUUCGGAAGCCCUCCGCCCCCGGCCGUCGGUGCUUGAACGGCCUCAGGGGUUUCUUUGGGUUCUGUAGGGUACACGCAGACGCAAGUAGCCGCGAGGGCGCGAAGUGGUCGCUUGGAAGCCUUUUUGCCCGGCAGUCCCUUGAGAAAUGGGGCCCGGAGGGGGGGCCUCCAGCCCUGGGCCUGAAGGCUUAUAUUUAUGCUCCAGGGCGCGGAGCGACGCCCCCCCCGCAGCGGGGGGGGGCGGGCGCCCUGGGCCCCUUUUUAAGGCGUCUGCGGGGGGGGGAGGGCCUCGAAAGGGGUCCCAGUGAUCUCCCUCUCCGCUCCCUUCCAGCUGCUUGGCUCCUGGUGAUGGUGGGAGGCUUCAAAAGGGGCCCAAGGGACCGCCUGCGCCCCGUCCAGGUGCCGGCUUGUGCCCUAGGGGCAUCCGCUAGGCUCCGCCGCCGCAGCAGUGCGCCGACAGCGGGAGGCCUCCGAAGGCGGCAAAAGGCGAGGGGCUGGACCCCCUGAGCUGUGCCGCCUAUACCCUCCGGGCCCUUGGUAAUCGGCUUGCUUGCUUUUGCGACCGUGGCCGCCUUCGGUGGCCUUUUACCCCGGAAACCUCCCGCCUGCGAGGGUCAGCAGAGGCCAGGAGGUCUCUUCGGAACGCGCUGAGAGGCCCAAGGGGAGGCCCGCGCCAAGUUUUGAGGCCUUCCAUCACUAGAAUCCGCGUGAAAAAGCGCGCGCGCGCCACCACAGACCACGAGACCACAGGGGGGGGAGGAGGGGGGGGACCGUCUGGCUUUGCGUCUUAUAUACAUAGGUCGCGGCAAUCUGACAGGACGGCGAGAUUUGUCUUGACAUCAUUACAAUUAUUGAAUUAAAUGUCACAGUUCCCGCUCGAGAUAGCCUCUACCUUCGGCAUCGACGAAGAGACGGGCAAAACUUUGCUGUCCGAGUGGGAGGAGCUCGAGCGCAUGCAGCUGCUCGACGUGUUCGUGGGAAACACGCAAGCGAGCCGCGAACUCCUAGAAAUGUUUCAUGCUGACUACUCGGAGCUAGUCUUCGUAGAUCUUCCAAAGCGUGGCGUUCUGAGCGACGUCGAAGCCUUCCGCCUCGGGCAGGAGCGCUUCCGCGAUCUCAUCGUGAAGAAGUUCGCGGAGGACUGGAAUUUGAGGGUUUUAGGCAUCGUGAGGGAGGAAAUCGAGCACAACGGAGAGCUAGAAGAGCGGUCUUUGGGACACCCACACAGGCGCGAAGAGGCUAUCCUGGUGGCCGGAGAGGCUGGUGGCGCACCGCCAGCACCUGUGACGAAGCUGGACCUGUUUCACGAUAGCGUAGCGGUGCUGUGCUCGCUGCACUUGCGGCACUGCGUGCAGCGGUCAUUGGCGGAAUACGUCACGUUCUUGGAGCGUUUCGGUAACGGCACGCCGCUGACAGUGAAUCAGGUGCUGUCUCUGACGGACGACGACGCCUGGGAGGACUCCUUCUUGCUCAACAAAUUGACUGCUGACGUGAAGGGCGAUGCCAUUAAGUUCCGCAACCCUUUGGAGAGUGUGCACGACAAGCUGAUUCGUGUCUUCCGCGAGAUGGUUUUGUGUUUGAACAGCAUGCAGCGACCCGAUGUGCAGAUCGCGGAGUCGCCGACAGAGCGCUGCCUGCUUCCGGUGUUGCUAGAGGAGAGCGACAUCCAGAUCCAGCUGCACAGGAUUGAGGAAGUCAUCUCUCUGAACAUCGCGAACGUCCGGGAUGCCAUCCAUUUGUACGACAGCUUCCUCUUCCUCCUGGGCGAAUCGCAGCGUGUUACGCAGCCUUUCGUCGAGAUGGAUCUGAAGGGCUUCUAUUUCGAGGUCGAAGUGCUCGCGAUGAAAAAGGCGGCAGCAGAUAAAGCUGCUGGCAAGAAAGAGGAGAAGAAAGCACCCGAACCCCCGCGGAAGAGUCGCGAUGACUACGAGGAGUACGUGACUAAGCUGCGAGACGCCAUGCAUCAGCUGCAGCACGCUUUCCCAGGCCAGAUUCGCAUGCGCAUGAUCACCCUGGAUUGCCGCGAGAUCAAUGACUUGCUGUGUCAGUCCUGCAAGACGUGCAUCGACACCUUGCUGGAAUCGAUGGUGUCCAAGAUCACGGAUAAGAACAGCAAGCUGCAAAAGCGUUUCGAGUUUAUUGAGAGCCGGCUCAGUCGGAAAGCAACGACAGAGGAGGGCUUAACCGAGAUUGAAACCGAUUUGGAUGAGUUCCGAAGGAUCGAUGUUCCUAUCCUGCUUCAAGAAUACACUGACAUCCGCGAGUGGAUGGAACUCGUGAUCCGCUUAGAGGCUCCAAUGAGUGCUGGCGACUACCGCGCUUUGUACGAGUCCUCUAGGUGGGUAAAGUAUACAGGUACUAGAAUAUGAAAGGAAGAUUAUGAGAAGAUGAGUGAUUAGAAAUGGUCAUUAGAAUGAUGUUGUAUGUAACUUCUGUUUCUCACUCCUGAUGUACUGCGUGAGUCCCCGACAUAGUAUGUCACUAGAGAUGGAGGUUUGUUACUACAUUUCUUUCGUUUUCGCAUCCCUAUCACAUCUAUGUUCCACGUUUUUUUGCGCAACAACGAAAUCCUCACCACACGCACACCAAACAUCAACAGACCGUCUGAAUGAGCGACAGCAGGAGCUGGACAACGAGCGCGACAACAUCGAAGACAGUUUCCUGCGGGAACGCACGAAGUUCCAGGAAUGGCUCGAAAGUGUGGACAAAAAGGUCGACAAGUUCAAAGAAUACGGAAAUAUCCGACAAUGCGACGAAUAUCUCGAGAAAAUCCAGCUUGUCAAGGACCUCUUCGUGCAAGUCGACGAAAAGGCUGAGGAAAUCGCAAAUAAAGAGGAUAUGCUAGGUACGUAGAAGUUUCCAUGAGUAGAUAGAAUUCGUUGAUUUUUCGAUGAUCACCGGUGCCGUUCACUAGUCAGGUGCGGCCGACCUGAAUUCCCAGCUUGGUCCUGGAGUGAUUAAAAAUUGCUGUAGAAAGAUGGAGUUGAUAAGCAUAAACAAAAUGAUGUUUAUGGUCUUACCCAUCUUCACCUUCCACAGGUUGGGAUAUUACCGAGUUCGAGCUUCUGGGUACGAUGAAGCAGAAGCUAGAGCCGUUCGAGAACCUGUGGAUGACGUGCCGCGAUCACAACAAGCAGUACGGACAGUGGUUCAAGGGGCCUUUGUUUCAGAUCGAUGCGGAAACUGCAGAAGGCGACGCCGCUAAAAUGUGGCGAACAGCCUACAAACUCCAAGCUUUGUUCAAAGACGGCGACCAAAAAGCAGAGGGACCGUUCGAAGUCGCGAAGAAAAUCAAGGAAGAGCUGGACUUUUUCAAAGAGAAGGUGCCUGUAUUGACAGCGCUGUGCAACAAGGGUCUGAAAGAGCGUCACUGGGAGAAGAUUUCGGGCGUAGUCGGUUUUACGAUCGAACCGGACAACAGCUGGACGCUGACGCGAGUGAUGGACAUGGAGAUCGAGAAAUUUGUCAAAGAUUUGGAGGAUAUCUCAGAAAGCGCAUCAAAAGAAUUUCAGAUCGAGAAGAGUCUCGACACUCAGGAGGAAGAGUGGGCACCACUCAUUGCAGAAUUCAAGCCGUGGAAGGACACCGGAACCUACAUUUAUGAUACAAAAACGAAGAUUCAUUUGGUAGAGGUUAUUAAAUACUUGAGUGGAACAGCUCUAGUCUUUAUGUGCAUAUUAUGAGAUUGUAUAAAAGUUUAGUCAUUGUAGCAUGCUAAUGGAGGAAGCUAUGUUCGUGGAAAACUAGAAGUACAUCGAUCUACAAAAAUAUAUACACCAAAGCUCGUCGCGUCUCAUGUCCUUGAUUUCGACGAGUAUUGUUUGAUUCCUUCUCCUCUAAUUUCUUCUUGCGGGUAAUACGGUGGAGGCUGUGCAGUCCUUGUUGGAUGACCACAUUAUUAAGGUGCAGACAAUGAAGGGCUCGCCGUUCGCAAAGUUCUUCGCGGAACGCAUGAAGGACUGGGAAGAAUUCCUUAUCACAGUUCAGGAUAUCAUCGAUAUCUGGUUGAAAGUGCAGUCCGUGUGGUUGUACUUGGAACCUAUUUUUUCGUCCGAGGAUAUCAUGAAGCAGAUGCCGGUCGAGGGCAGGAAAUUCAAGGAAGUAGAUAAGACAUGGCGGGAGAUACUAGAGGAAUGUUUAGCAGAUCCACCUGCGACAACAGUAUUCCGCAUAGAGGGUACUUAAUCACUUCUGAUUGAAUAGCUUUUCGUUUGAGGAAUUAACAGCAUAAUGGUGAUGCUUUAUUUGGAAUCGACAGUUGUAUGGAGAUCGAUACAUUAUCGCCAUGGAGGUUUAUUUCAUUCCGUCAUGGCAUAUCACUCGUUAAAACUGCAAACAGGUUUAUUGGAACGACUGAACGCGUGCCACCAGAAUUUAGAAGACGUGCAGAAGGGUCUGAAUGACUACCUCGAGACUAAGCGUUUGUAUUUUCCGCGUUUCUUUUUCUUGUCGAACGACAAUUUGUUGGAGAUAUUGUCCGAGACAAAGGAUCCCACUAAAAUCCAGCCGCACUUAAAGAAGUGCUUUGAGGGAAUCCAAUCCUGCACGUUCGACGAUAAGAAGCGCAUUACGCAAAUAGUCGCCUCCGAAAAGGAGGUGGUACCACUGAACAAGCACGAGGACAAGGACAAGACCGGAUCCGUAGACGGCAAACUGAAGCCUUUCUUUGUGGAUCCGGCCAAGGCGCGAGGAAAUGUUGAAAUUUGGCUGGUCGAGUUGGAGGAUGCGAUGUGUGCUGCCAUUCGUGCCGUCACAUUCGCUUCCAAAGAUGAUUACCCAACGAAAAAGUUUUCCGAGUGGCUGCAGCUCUGGCCUGGUAACUUUUGCUGAAGAGCAAGAUUUUCAGUCUUUGGUGAUACUAGGCGUAUGUACGGAACAAGAUUGAGUUUCUCGAUCCCGACGAUAAAGAGUAAUGUGAUCACACUCAUCAACAUGAUGGACCAAUCCGUUUUAUUGACUUUCACAAAUCAAAGGUAUGACGGUGAUCGGUGUGUUCAACAUGUACUGGACACAGGACAUUCAGAAUGGACUCGCAGAGAAGGGCAACGAGUUUUUUGUUGACUACGGUAAGUUUAUGAAAGACAUCCUGAAGGAGAUUAUCGACCUGGUGCGUGGUGACGUCUCCAAGGUCGUUCGUUGCACCCUAGAAGCGCUGAUCGUCAUCUACGUGCACAAUCAGGAUACAGUGGAUCAGUUGUACGACCUGGGCAUUGCGUCGCCAAACGAUUUCGAUUGGUUGGUGCAGUUACGCUACUUCGCAGAACCAAAUGCCGAUCGGGCAGAUCGACCGGAUAUCUUUGUGCGAAUCAGUAAUUCGCACUUGGGAUAUGCGUACGAGUACCUCGGGAAUAGCUCCCGUCUGGUGGUUACGCCACUGACCGAUAGGUGCUACCGUACGUGCUGCGGUGCUUUGCACUUAGGGUAUGGUGCGGCGCCUGAGGGCCCGGCCGGAACGGGAAAGACGGAAACGGUGAAGGAUUUGGCGAAGGGUCUGGCACGAUUUUGUGUGGUGUUCAACUGCUCCGAUGGCCUGGACUACAUUGCGAUGGGUAAAUUCUUCAAAGGUCUCGCGGCCUCCGGAGGGUGGGCGUGCUUUGAUGAAUUCAAUCGUAUCGACGUGGAGGUGCUGUCAGUGGUUGCACAGCAGAUCAUGAGUAUCCAGAACGCGAUUAAGGCACGCAAGACGCACUUCGACUUCGAGGGCACUUAUCUGCCAAUCAAGUGGACUGCGAACAGUUUCAUCACGAUGAACCCUGGUUACGCAGGGCGCGCUGAGUUGCCGGAUAACCUCAAGGCCCUGUUCCGAACGGUGGCGAUGAUGGUUCCAGACUACGCGAUGAUUGCCGAGAUCAAACUCUACGCCUAUGGUUACGAAGAUUCUCGUUCGUUGGCGCAGAAGAUUGUGACGACCUACAAACUCUGUUCCGAACAGCUCUCCAGCCAAGUGCACUACGAUUAUGGUAUGCGUGCUGUCUUUUCCGUGCUCGUGGCAGCAGGUAAUCAUACAUAGCUAUUACAACCUCUACUCGCAGGCAACGCACGCCAACUGUUUGCACCUGUGAUGAUUGUUUAGACUUUGGAUAAUUGAAGAUCGAGAUUCAUUUUAAUGGGGUAUCAAAGCUAGAUUCGCACUCACCUGAAUUUUUGGACUGACUCGACCCAGAGGAGCCCGACGGACUCGGUCAGUCCAUGUUUUACUACGGACACAGAUACAUCGUGGAAAAUAAAACAAGGUAACUUGAAGCGUAAGCGCGCUGGGGAGAGCGAAUCGGUGUUGAUGUUGCAGUCCAUCAAUGACGUGAACUUGGCAAAGUUCUUAGCGUUUGACGUGCCACUAUUUGGCGGUAUCAAGAGCGAUCUCUUUCCUGGCGUCGAACUCCCCGUACCUGACUACUCGAAGUUGAUCGACGCCGUUAGUUAUCACUUGCAGAAGGACGCUUGCAAGCCGGACGAGUACUUUCUGACGAAAGUUAUCCAGUUCUACGAGACGCACAUUGUGCGGCACUCGCUGAUGAUUGUCGGUUUGCCGUAUUCCGGCAAGACCACGCAGGUUUUGUCCCUGCAGAAAGCUCUGACCGAUUUGGCAAAGAGUGGCGACAUGCACCCGGGUGAGAUCGUGCACCAACUGCGUCUCAACGCGAAGAGCAUUCCACCGAGAGAUCUCUACGGGUGCUUCGAUGAGGUGAGUCACGAGUGGACCGAUGGUGUUGUGCCGGUGCUUUUCCGUGAAUUUGCGCGUAACCAAACGGACGAGAGGAAGUGGCUCGUCUUCGAUGGACCGGUGGACGCGAUCUGGAUCGAGGACAUGAACACGGUAAUGGACGAGAACAAGAAGUUGUGCCUUACUAGCGGAGAAAUCAUCGCGAUGAGUGCGAAUAUGCGCGUCGUGAUCGAGCCCAUGGAUGUGGAAGUGGCUUCACCGGCCACGAUAUCGCGAAACGGAAUGGUCUACUGCGAACCCCAUUUGAUGGGCUUUCAGCACUUGGUGGACAAGUUCAUUGCCCAAGGCUUGCCAGACUUCAUGACCGACGCCGAGAGCAGCGAGGUGAUCGAGAUGACCAACUGGCUGCUUGGGCCCUGCAUCAGGUACGUAAAAUCCUCGUGCCAAGUGGUGUCUCCGAGUCUCGACCAAAACUUGGUACAGAGCUUCUGUCUGUUGUACAUGAGCUUGAUUCGCGAUGCGCUAGAGCAUGAAAACUUCGUGAAGAACGAGAGCAACAUUUCAGCCACCGAGAUUGCCUCGAAAAAUAUCAUCACCAUGAUUGAUUGCUAUGCCAUCUUUGCAGUGACGUUCUCUUGCGGAGCGGCAUGCAACACCGAGUCCAAAGCGCUCUUUUCGAAAUUCCUGCAGAAACUAUUGGCGAAUCAGGUAAAAAUCUAGUAACAUAUCGCGGAAGCUCGAAGACGAGGAAAGGAAACUGACAUUUGAUGAUACUCACUACGAAGGAAAGAUAAAUAAUGCGGUCGUUAUUUAUGGACCUAAUAAAGAUUAACUAAUCCACUAUCGUCUAGAACAACUGCAUAAUGCGGCCGUUUUUGAUUUAAGUAAGGACAAUUGAAAUAAGUACUUCUCAGGUCGACGAUGUGAAAGCGUUUAAGAAAGUGAAUCCACCGCUGCCGGAUCGGGGUGUUGUUUUCGACUACGUCUGGGACAUGGACAGCUUGAGCUGGAAAAGCUGGACCGAGACGGUGCCGGACCAGGUGAUCCCUAAUACGGCGCAGCCACACACGCUGCUGAUUCAGACGACCGACAGCAUUCGCUACCAGUACGUGAUCCGGCAUUGCAUCAAGCACGAAAUCAAGCUGCUCUUCUGCGGUCCAACGGGUACGGGUAAGACCGCGUACAUGGAGCAGCAAUUGUUGGCUAUGGACAAGGAUGCAUACAUGCCGAUCUUUAUCGGGUUCUCCGCGAAGUCACGCUGUUCGCAAGCGCAAGACUUGAUCGACGCGAAGUUGGACCGCCGACGUAAGGGCGUCUUUGGGCCCGCGAUGAACCGAAAAGCCUUGAUUAUGGUUGACGACUUGAAUAUGCCGGUGAAGGAGAAGUACGGAGCGCAGCCGCCAAUCGAGAUCUUGCGCCAGAUGAUCGACAAAAUUGCUUAUCCGCCAAACGGAGGUUGGUACGAUCGCAAAGAUUCGACGCAUCCCUUCCGUGGAAUAGUCGAUUGCAUCAUGUUCGCAGCGAUGGGUCUGCCGGGUGGUGGUCGUACCUUCAUUACGCCGCGAUUUGCCAGUCACUUCCUCUUAGUAGGUUUCCCGAAUCUGGACGACGAAAACAUGACCAAAAUCUUCCAAACUAUCGUGGACUGGAAGUUCGGCGUGGAAGGGUACUAUAAUCUAAUGUCAAUGCUAUGAUAUCUCUUGUUGUUUCAAACACUUUUUUGUCGAAGCUUUUCAUCGGCGAUUGUGAUCCACAUCCAUUCCUAUGGCUGAAAGACAAUGAGGUGGCUUUGGGAUAGAUAUGAAUCAUGACAAAUUUUUACCAGAUACCCAGGCGAGGUUACCGGCAACGCCAAGAAAAUAGUUCUGGCGACACUGGAGAUGUACAAAGCGGCACUAGCGAACCUAUUACCAACUCCCUUGAAAGUCCACUACACUUUUAAUCUUCGAGAUUUCGCGAAGAUUAUACUUGGUUUUCUGCAGAUGGACAAAGAUGGCUUCGGCGAAGAUGCAGGUAACCGUUGCAUUCGUCUAUGGGUGCACGAGUGUUGGCGUAUUCUCGGCGAUCGUCUCAUAAUAGAAGAGGACCGCGUCUGGAUGCUCAACGAGAUAAGGGAAAUCACGAAGAGAACCUACGGCAAAGCCUUUGACGAAGUGAUGAAGCCAUAUGAUAGAAACGACGACAAAAAGGUCAACACCAUCGGCGAACUUAGGUACAACUUUUUACAAUCCUGACAUGAGGGAGACCAAGACUUUAUUUGAAUGUAAGUACUUGCUUGAUAGUGAUAGGCACGCAUGGAUGUAAGAAUGACAUUUUCGCUUCAAAAAGGACAUUUUCAGUUGCUUCAUUGCAUACUAUCUCUGCUUAACAUACAAGGUAUAUGAUAUUUGGCGAUAUGCUGAGUCCUCCAGCCGCUCCGAAGAGGCCAUACAGGGAAUGCAUGAAUUUCGAAGAGUUGCAGUCCACCGUCGAGGCGCAUCUUGACGAAUACAACAACAUGACAACGAACAAGAUGAAUUUGGUAUGAUCAUGAUGCUUCGUCUUUUCUCUAGAUGUUAGUAGAUUCAUUCUACGUUGUAGCAGCGAUUAUUUUGGGAAUUUUCCCUCCUACUCAUAAUCGGUGAUGGUUUGUCGCUUCUAUUUUCAUCAGGUGUGCUUCUUGUACAUGUUGGAGCACUUGAGUCGAGUUGCUCGCGUGGCACGCACUCCUGGUGGUAACGCUCUACUUGUCGGCGUCGGUGGUAGUGGACGACAAAGUUGCACGAAGCUUGCCUCCUUCCUCGCCGACUACACGAUAUUCCAAAUCGAAAUCGCGAAGGGCUAUGACCUGCUAGCCUUCCGGGAGGACAUCAAGAAGCUGUUGACAAAUGCUGGCGGAAAAGGUGACAGCACAGUGUUCCUGUUCACCGAUUCGCAGAUCAAAGAUGAAGGUUUCGUAGAAGAUAUCAACAACUUGCUCAACAGUGGUGAAGUGCCAAACCUGUUCGCGGCCGACGAAAGAAUGAAUCUGUGCGAGCUAGUGCGGCCUGCAGCCAAACAGGAAGGCAAAUGCCUCUCCGGUGCGCCUGCGGAGCUGUACGCCUAUUUCAUAGCGCGUGUGCGAACGCUGAUGAAGAUUGUGCUCUGUUUCUCGCCUAUCGGUGACAGCUGGCGCUCCCGACUGCGCCAGUUUCCUAGUUUAGUGAGUUGCUGCGUCAUUGACUGGUUCACCGAGUGGCCGGCAGAUGCGCUAAUCGCAGUCGCGGAUAGGUUUCUGAAAGAGGAAAAGAUGGACGAGAAGACAUGCGAUAGCUGUGUGGAGAUGUGCAGCGUCUUUCACGCAGAAUCCACCAAACUAGCGGUAAGAUUCAAGGACGAACUAAAGCGGAUGUACUAUGCAACCCCAACUUCAUUUCUGGAGCUCAUCGCGACAUUUAAGACCCUGCUAGGCGAAAAACGGAAACAGGUACUCCUUGAUCGAUUCUACCUGCAUCAGGUGUCGUUGAUCUCGACCCAGGAUCUUGUGGCCACUUGGGUUGCAUGCUACGCAACCUCCAACCUGACCUGGCCCUUUUUCUUAUAUGUGGCAGUAUAAAACUCCAUGCUCAAGAAUAAACACGGAUAUCAUAGUCACGCAUGGGCAAAUGCAGGAAGUUGAUGUCAAUCUGUUGUAUCGUCGGUUGAAGAUCAUGCCGAGUCCAAAAAUGUUGACCCCCUUACUACUGAACAGGUUUCCGAUUUGAAGAAUAAGUAUGAUGUCGGUUUGACGAAAUUGGUGCAGACGGAGGAAUCUGUCGAAGGUAUGAAGCAGGAAUUGAUUGCGUUGCAGCCUCAGCUGAUCAAGAAGAAUAAGGAGGUGGGCGAGUUGAUGAUCGUCGUCGGGAAGGAGACUGAGGAAGCCGAAAAAGUGAAGGUUGUUGUUGCGGCGGAUGAGGCCGUUGCGAACGAAGCCGCAGAGGCUGCGAACGCUAUCAAAGUGGAGUGCGAGGCUGGUUUGGCAGAAGCAAUGCCAGCGCUUAAUAGUGCCCUGAAAGCACUCGACACACUCACUUCGAAGGAUAUCACGGAAAUCAAAGCAAUGAAGAAUCCACCAAGUCCGGUUAAGCUCGUGCUCACAGCGGUCUGUAUCAUGAAAAACAUCACGGCCGUCAGGUACUUUAUUCAUCUGGCCUGUUAGUAGUAGUAUCAGAAGUGCCAUGAUUCUUACAAAUUAUGUCAACGAUUUAAAGUUACUAGAUCACAAAGUAGAAAUGAUUCACGUUCACGCUCAAUCUCAAUGCUAGUUUGUGGUGCACAGCUCACCUGCAGCACGCCCAUUUCUCUUUCUAUCCCCUGGCUUCUCUUUACACCACAAUCAACAGGGUAUUCUCUCUUUCUCUUUCCACCACAAUAGGGAGCCCGGUCCAGACGGUAAGAUGGUGAUGAAUUAUUGGCCUAGUAUCGUGAAAAUGAUCUCGGAUUCCAAGUUCUUAGAUUCUUUGCGGGCUUAUGACAAAGACAACAUGGACCCGAAGGUCGUAGCGAAAGUUGGAACUAUGAUUGAAGACGAGGAUUUCCAGAUUGCACGUCUCGAGAAAGUGUCCAAAGCGGCAACAGGAGUCUGCAUGUGGGUACGCGCGAUGGUUACCUACGACCGCGUAGCGAAAGAUGUACUUCCCUUCAUUUACAUGACCAUUCUGCUGAAUAAUUUUGAUGUGGUUUCGCGCGCUUAGAUAGUAGCAUCAUGAACUAACUUUGUAGAGCUACCGAUGGGUUUAGGAUCUGUGAACUUUUGUUCCCAGAUUUCUUAUCCAUGCGGAGGGAGCGACACACGAAUACCUACUUACUUACUCCUGAGUGGGACUCUCAGCAUAUUUAUUCUUUUGUCAUGGAGACCGUUCUAAAAUUUGUGCAGAUCGCGCCGAAAAAAGCGAGACUAGCGGUCGCCGAGGGAGAGUUCAAAGCGGUGAUGGCCAAGCUGGAAGUGAAACAGGCGGAACUGAAGAAAAUUGUUGAUAAGCUGCAGGCCCUCGAAGACCAGCUGAACGGGUUGAAGGCGGAGCAGGAUAAUCUGGCUUAUCAAGUCGAUCUGUGCGAGAAAAAGUUGAUUCGCGCAGAACAGCUUAUUUCUUCGCUUGGUGGUGAGAAAACCCGCUGGACCGAAAACAGUGCGAAUCUGGCUGUCGAUUAUGUGAAUUUGACCGGUGACGUCAUUGUCAGCAGUGGUCUCAUCGCCUACCUGGGGGCGUUCACACCAGAGUUCCGCGACGAGGCACUGACCAGCUGGGUGUCGAUCACAAAAAGCAAGGAGAUACCAGGCAGCGAGCAAUUUUCGCUACAAACGGUAUAAUUUUGGAUUUUAAGAACGAUCAUAUUUUCACCGCAAACGGUAUGAUUUUGGCUCUUUGGUAUGAUCAUCGACGCUGCUGGUGUAAGCAAAUGUAUACCACUAGAGGUGUCCCAUUGUAAAACAGAUAGACAAAAAGAUGUGUCGCUGUGGUGGUUAGAGCCGUCGUUAUUUUUCUGCGUAUGAAGAUGUAAUCAAUUAGCAUGAGUUGUCAAUGUCAUUUGUUCAUCAUACAUACGUUUGAAACCAGAUUCUCGGUCAGCCGGUGAAGAUCCGGCAUUGGACCAUCUGUGGGCUUCCUAAUGACAGUUUCUCAAUCGAGAACGCGAUUGUUCUUGAUAAGGCGCGCAGGUGGCCACUCGCGAUUGACCCGCAGGGACAGGCUAACAAGUGGAUCAAGAAGUUGGAGGCUGACCGCAAGAUUGCAGUGGCAAAAUUUACAGACGGCGACUACCUCCGAAAGCUGGAGACGAGCAUCCAAUUCGGGAAUCCUUUCUUAAUCGAGAACGUAGGCGAAGACACGGAUCCCGCAGUAGAGCCGGUACUGCUAAAGCAAACCUUCAAGAAGGGCGGCAUGACCAUGAUCAAGUUGGGUGAGAGUAUUAUCGAAUAUAGCAAAGACUUCUUCUUCUACAUGACAACGAAGCUGCGGAACCCGCACUACUUGCCUGACGUGGCAGUGAAGGUGACUUUGUUGAACUUCAUGAUCACGUUAGUGGGAUUGCAAGACCAGAUUCUGAACUUUGUGGUGAAGGAAGAGCGACCGGAUCUAGCCGAAGAAAAAGAGAAGCUUGUGCUCGAAGGCGCGGCGAACAAAAAGAAACUCGAAGAGUGCGAGAACGAAAUUUUGCGCGUGCUGUCUGAGUCCCAGGGUAAUAUUUUGGAGGACGAAAGUGCCAUCAACAUCAUGAAAGAGUCUAAGGUCGUGUCAAACGAUAUUGCUGCGAAACAAGAAGUGGCUGCUGCUACGGAAAUCAAGAUCGAUGAAGCGCGUGUUAGCUACGUGCCAGUCGCUUUCAAGGCAGCCGUCAUGUUUUUCUGUAUCCAGGAUCUGGCCAGCAUCGAUCCUAUGUACCAAUACAGUCUGCCGUUUUACGUGCAGCUCUUCCUGAGUUCCAUCGAGCGUGCCGAAAAAGCACCCGAGCUCAGCGACCGCAUCGCAAACAUCAACGACUUUUUCCGCUUAAACCUUUAUCGCAAUAUCUGUAGGAGUCUCUUCGAAAGGUAUAUUCGUCGUGCCGUCUGUGUGAUAGUUGCUACUCAAUAUUAGAGUCGAUAAAGACUAUGAAUCAAUGGAAAUUUGAAUCUCCUUCUAACAUCUCUCUGGUGUCACCGUCGAGUUGUUAUGUAUAGAUGAAGUGAUGAAUCUGAAUAAGAGUCGUAUUAAUAUUUAUUAGAGGCGCAUAUCUAUGAUCAGAUUGCUAAGUUCAAAGGACGGCAGAGAGAUCAUUUUAAAAAAACAAGUCCUCAAUGUUGAAGUAACUCCUUGGCUUUCAGGCACAAACUUCUGUUUUCGUUUUUGCUGUGUGCGCGGUUGUUCCUUUCCGAUGGGCUCAUCGACAUGAACAAUUACCGAUAUCUGCUCACCGGUGGCGUUAGUAUGGAGCAGGCACCGGAAAAGCCCGCAGAGUGGAUUCCCGUACGGACGUGGGCCGAGGUCUUCAAGCUCGGAAAGGUUGCAGAGAAAUUUGAGGGGGUUGAUCAAAAGUUCGCCGAUGAGCUAGACUUGAUGAAAGUGGCCUACGAUGCGACGGAGCCACUCCAAAAAUUGCAGGAGCUGAAGCCAAAAACCCUCGCAGGCUUCGAUGAUUUCGAGGAGCUGAUGUUCUUGCGCGCCUUCCGACCGGAUCGUCUGGUGCCAGCGAUCAUGCUCUACGUGGCGGCGCAACUCGGCGAGGACUUCGUGAAUCCGCCGCCGUUUGACCUCGAAGGUUCGUACGCUGAUAGCAACAACGGCAUUCCGUUAGUAUUCGUCCUCUCUCCCGGUAGUGAUCCGAAAGCAGCGCUGGACAAGUUUGCUGUGGAACGCGGCAAAGAAAUCCAGGCGAUCUCGCUCGGGCAGGGACAAGGGCCCAAAGCGGAGAAGCUGAUGAUCGAUGGGAAAAAGGACGGCGGCUGGGUUCUCUUGCAGAAUUGUCACUUGGCAACGAGUUGGAUGCCAAAACUCGAGAAAAUUCUGGACCAGCAGGAUAUCCGAAAGAUACAUAAAGAAUACCGACUGUGGCUGACGUCAUAUCCGAGUGCACAGUUCCCGGUCACAAUUUUACAAAACGGUCUCAAGAUGACAAAUGAGGCGCCGAAAGGUACUUUUUGGUUUUUUGCUUUCUCUGCAUUCUCGCAAGUAUUCGUAAUGUAUGUAUGGAUGGAGUUUUUACCAUUAUUAACAAGACCAUGCCGGCGCCCUCUUUUCCCCUUAAAAAUGUAUAACGGAGGAGCCUGGAUGGUCUGAAAGAUGGAAAAAGCUACCUCCAUAUGAAGAAAUCCACUCACUUCAGCACUUCUUAUAGUGUUCUCACGAAAUCUUGCAUCUAUCGACGUGUUCGAUCCAGGUCUCCGUUCCAACCUUACUGGUUCGUAUUUGAUGGAUCCCAUCUCAAACCCGGAAUUCUAUGAGGGCUGCAAGAAACCUCGUGAGUUUAAGCGGUUGCUCUUCGGACUUUGUUUCUUCCAUGCCGUGUGUCAGGAGAGGAAGCUGUUUGGCCCGCUGGGGUGGAAUAUUCCCUACGAGUUCACGGAAAACGACUUGAGGAUAAGUGUGAUGCAGCUGAAGAUGUUUAUUGACGAGCAGGCAGAGAUGCCAUUCAAGGCAAUCACGUACAUGACGGGAGAAUGCAACUAUGGUGGUCGAGUCACGGACGGUAACGACCGCAUUCUCAUCAUGACGCUGCUGCGUGACUACUUCGACGGCAGCAUCUUCGACAGCGAGUACCGUAUGGCCGGCGAAGCGGCCUACAAGCUCUGCGAGGAGGAAGAGUGGGACAGUGUUACGCAACACAUUAGGGGGCUGCCGCUUGGUAAAAAAAAUUAAUUGUAGUAUCUGGAGUAGGUUGCUUUUGCUAUUGCUGUCACAUUUGGUCACUUGUGAAUAAGUAUGAGAACUUUCACUCUGCAGGGACGAGAUUUUUCGUUCAGUAAUCACUGCCACAGAUUUGUCAUAUUGGAGUCAAACUAGAUUGAUGAAGAUGUGCAUCAGGCACACUAAAUCGCGAUAUUAAUUUCACUUGUAAUAAUCUCAUGAUAAUUCUUAGUGUUACCACAAUGAUGAACUACUAGUUUAUAGCACGCAUGGUGCAUGGAGUGGCAUGGAGUGCAUGGAGCACUUGCGCCACUCCCACGCAUGGAGUGCAUGGGGUGGCCGCGUGUCACGCAUGGAGUGCAUGGAGCACGAGGUGGCGCGCUAGCCUCUGCCGUCAGCCGCUCCCCUCCUGUCGAUCGAUGGAGCAGCGGAGCAACGCAAAAGCGGCCCAGGACUGAGAGGCCCUCCCCCCUCGCCUGUCCGCUUUCUAUGGUUGCGGACCCAGUAGGGGACGUCACUGUGAGCCUCGGGCCGUUCCCGCUUGAGAGCCCGGCCUUCGACGAGCCCCCCCGGCCUCCGGUUCUGCGGGGUACAUGCAGGAAAGGCGCCCCUUCAGCCCGGCAGACCCCGCCAAAAGGGGUCCCGCCGGGGCUGAGAGGUUCCCCCCUCGCCUUCCUAGGUCGGGGAUGGGUAUUGCUCCCUGGUUGAGCCCUGGGACACACAUACACAGCCCCCCUCUUCAACUUUUUGCAUGGGUCAGCCCCGUGUGGUUGCCUAGAGCGGUGCAGCCGUAGCAAGGCUUGCUCCGGAAGAGGAGUGAACCCCCCGAGGAUGCGACUUGCUGGGCCCUUUGCCGAAAUUUUCGGGCACCGAAGUACCUGGCAACGACCAUCAGGGGCAGCAAUGUGUGUCAGGGCGCCUAGACCUAUGUAGCAGCAAGCCCGGACUGCCGGCCAGUGUGGGCGUGGUGCUUCGUCCUCGAGUCGACCGCUCCAUCGUCUCAUCGUUGCAGUACAGGGCUGCAGCGGACGAGUCUCGGGCAAAGGGGUGCCCGAAGGGCACCCCGCAAAAUUUUCACGCAUGGGGUGCAUGGAGUAGAAGUGGGGGCUGGCAAGAUUCUUGCCACUCCAUGCUACUCCAUGUGAUCCAUGCACUCCAUGCCAUGCACGCCACGAAAGCUUAUAAAUUAUUCUGUACUACAGUUACUCCACCCGGCGUCUUCGGUUUUCACGAAAAUGCGAACUUGACGAAGGAACAAGGUGAGACCUAUCAGAUGAUGAGCGAUUUGCUCAAGACCGUUGGUCAGGCCUCUGGUGGCGGCGGUGCAGGACCCGAGGACCUAGUGCGCGACGUCGCGAAUGAUAUCCUUGGCCGGUUGCCGAAGCCCUGGAACGUCCCUUCGGUACAGGAGAAGUAUCCGGUGAUGUACGAGGAGAGUAUGAACACAGUACUGUUCCAAGAGGUCACGCGUUACAACAAGCUGGGCAACGUGAUUCGGGAUUCAUUGCGAGAAAUUCUGAAGGCACUCAAGGGUUUGGCCUUGCUGUCUGCGCAACUGGAGGAAGCAUUCUUCAACAUGUUCGAUGGAAAGUUAAGGCUAGUCUUUCAUAGUCCGAUCAUCUGAAAUACCCAUUUAUUCAUUGAGUGAAGGUGCUCCUCGAUGUAGUUCUAUUCCCAUCUUCAAACUUAUACAUCUCCAAGGGAAGGCAAUUGAUUCGGCUUUUCCAUCUUCGCGACGUCUUGUUUAUUUGUAAGUGUACUUGAUAGUCACAGACGAAGUUUUAACAUAAGUAGAGUCGAGUACUGCCUAAAUAAACCAUGCAUAAAAUGUGAGUCAGGUUGCCUGAUUAGGGAAAUUAAUGAGUUAAUGAAGAGCGCUUUCUCUAAGCAACACUCCAGCCAUGUGGCUGGCGGCUUCGUAUCCGUCUCUGAAGCCGCUAGGUGGCUAUGUCAGCGACUUGCUCGAGCGUUUCAAGUUCUACCAGACGUGGAUCGACAAGGGCAAGCCAGCGCUGUUCUGGAUUUCUGGUAUCUUUUUCACACAAGCAUUCACCACUGGUGCUGCGCAGAACUUUGCGCGAAAAUACGUCAUCCCAAUUGACACGCUUACUUUCGACUUCUACUAUCCGAAGGAGCAGAAACCGAAAUCGCCACCAGGUACUUCGCGCUUGGAAGCCAACUAUCAUGAAAUCUUCGACAGUCACCGUCCUUUAUUUAUAUCCCCUGCUGUGUACAUUUACAUAUUUAUACUAGACUUUUCAUGAUUAUAAUUAUUUUCAUUUGUUUCGACUACAACAGCGGACGGAGUGUACACGUAUGGGCUGUUUCUCGAGGGUGCUCGCUGGGAUUGGGAUAAGUGGGGUCUAGCGGAGUCGGAGCCGAAAGUUCUCUUUACGGGUGUGCCGAUGAUCCACAUUACACCGUGUAAGAAGGACGAGCUCCACGACUUCUACUUCUACAGCUGCCCCGUCUACAAAGUUUCAACCAGGAGAGGUGUGCUCAGUACUACCGGCCACAGCACGAACUUUGUUAUGGCCAUGCGCAUUCCCACGUUCGACGCACCGAAGCACUGGGUUAAGCGUGGCUGCGCAAUGCUCACUUCGCUGGACGUAUAGCUGGUGCUUUUUCAUUCUGUCUUUCUUUGCCAAAAUAAAUGAAGAAUGUCUGCUUGUGAACUUCGUUCACUACAAAUGAACAUCACGUGGUAACUAAUAUGAGGGUUAUCCACUCUCAACAUACCCGCUUCUACAGUAAAAAUAUAACUGUCUUCAAAAAAAUACAAAAAUGUAUUGCAUUUUAUCAUUCUUUCCUGAACUUCUUCAACUUCUGCCAAAAAAGUUUGUCUUAUUGUUGCACAGUAAGUAUUAUGAGAAUUUUCAGCGUGUUCGUGCACUAAUGAACGAUGUUUAUCCUUCUGCAAGGCAGGCCACGCCCUUGUACUUCUUUUUGCUUGUAGGUUCGGGCCACGCUCCCGGUUCAAGCCACGUAAAUAAAUGCUGGUGGACUUGUAGACAAGUAGGCAACAAAAAAAGAGCCUUGAACUGGGUGCGCUGUUGAAAAGUGACAGAUUAUUUUAUAUAUAAGUAUAUCCUAAGCCUAACCUAAAGACAAUUGCGAAGUAGAUCACAUAAUAGAUACCUAAAGUCCUUGCGUGAUAACUGAUGUGUGAUGUAGAUGCACAACAAGGAACUUGCUACGAACCAUUCUAAAUAUCUACUUGAUUCAUGAUUCUACUAUACUAAGAACUAGCAUGCCAAAGCUGCAGGUGCAGUAUUUUGAGCAAGCAGAAGAGAAGGUUGAAAGAUGUCCUCAAUUGAGCCUGCACCAUCAGCCAGAAUGGCAGGAUUGUGAGGAAGACGCCGGCAAGAGAAGUAGCCGAACUCUUGAUCUUGGACAGACCGUAAUUGCACGAAAAGCAUACUAGAUCGAGUCCAAGGACAAAGUCCCUUCCGAAGAUUAUGUACAGUGGAGAUCAUGAAGUAUUAAGACAAAUUAUCGUUCUGAUCUUUUUUAUUGCUGUGCCCCUAGAAGUUGUUUCUGAUGGUGCCCAGCCAUUUAUCGUUGACUAGUCGAGCUUAAAUGUUUUGAUUUCCUUCAAUGAGGACCUGCAUGUACAUAAUAAAGGUACAUUCAUAUUCAAGAGGAGUCUGCUACUUACUCAAAUUAGAAGAUGAUGUUAUUGACUAGGAGUUGCUUGAUUGACAAUUUAAACGCGAAGAAGUCAUUUACUGGAGGAUAUAGAUACUAGAUGAAUGAAGUUCUAAGUGAAAAAAUACCAAAGUUGAUGAAGCUUUUUAAAUCUACAAAAAUGAAAGAUC
Amoebophrya sp. A25 is the source of this 21796-nucleotide messenger RNA. NCBI's taxonomy places the organism in Eukaryota, Dinophyceae, Syndiniales, Amoebophryaceae. The record is from the annotation of a GenBank genome assembly.